Humulus lupulus (European hop) is the source of this 915-nucleotide messenger RNA. RefSeq lists its product as uncharacterized. NCBI's taxonomy places the organism in Eukaryota, Viridiplantae, Streptophyta, Magnoliopsida, Rosales, Cannabaceae. The record is from RefSeq and is a predicted model, not a curated record. The transcript has 2 exons. The coding region runs from base 1 to 915 and encodes 304 amino acids.
AUGGUCAAUCUCGUCACUUCAGAAGACAGAAGCUACCCAACCUCUGUUAUCACCUUCACCGAUGAUGACCUGAAGGGCGUCCACCUACCCCAUGAUGAUCCACUCGUCAUUUCCCUACAAGUUGACCACUGCCAGCUGGGCAGAGUUCUGAUCGACGGGGGCAGUGGGGUCGACAUCCUCUUCUGGGAAGCCUUCCAGAAAAUGGGGCUGAAGGAGAAUCAGAUCCGACCCUCCACCAUGCCCAUUUUAGGAUUCAAUAGCCAAAGAGUCUAUCCAAAGGGCGUCGUUCGGUUAACUGUGGUAGCUGCAGAACGUGCCCUGUCAGUAGACUUUCUCAUUAUAGAUUCCACCACAAGCUACAACGCCAUCAUGGGGAGAAAUUGGAUCCACCGAAUGCAGGGGCAAUUACAGCAGGACCAACCAGCGUGCCUAAAAGGAAUCAAUCUAGAAGAAGACCAAGAAAAACCCCAAGUUACACUAGAUACCUUAGAACAAGUGGGUCUAGACGACGCUGACCCCUCUAAAACGAUCCUGAUAAGUACCAAGCUCUCUGGAGAUGAGAGGCAGACCCUCAUACGAUUUCUCAAGACCAGAAUGAGAACUUUUGCCUGGACUCCACAUGACAUGCCCGGAAUAGACCCUUCUAUCAUGAGUCACAGCCUAAAUAUCUCCAAUAACUUCCCACCCGUCAAACAGAAGCAGAGGAGGUUCGCUCCAGAGGUGAAUCAAGUCAUACAAGAGGAGGUCCAAUGGCUCCUAAGCACAGGGGCAAUCGAAGAAUGCUUAUACCCCAUUUGGCUUGCCAACCCCGUCGUGGUCCCAAAGAAGAAUGGGAAAAAGAGAGUAUGCAUAGACUACAUAAAUUUAAACAAAGUGUGUCCCAAGGAUAGCUACCCUCUACCAAAGAUCGAUUAG